Messenger RNA from Oenanthe melanoleuca, 1440 nucleotides. RefSeq names its product coiled-coil domain containing 27 (gene CCDC27). The record is from RefSeq and is a predicted model, not a curated record. NCBI's taxonomy places the organism in Eukaryota, Metazoa, Chordata, Aves, Passeriformes, Muscicapidae. The transcript has 6 exons. Bases 453 to 1211 code for a protein of 252 amino acids.
AGCAGUGUGUGAGGCAGGUAAGGGCCGGCUGAGCCCGAGAUGAGGUGGGUGAGCCCGAGCAGCGCUGGGUGAGGCAGGGAAGGGCCGGCUGAGCCCGAGCAGCGCUGGGUCCCUCACCGCAGCCCCAGCUGCCGGAGCAGGCGGCGGUUGCGGCAGUGGCGGCCGGAGCUGAGGUGCUCCAGGAUGCGGUCGCGGCGCACCCGCAGCGGCAGCUGGCACGGCGUGCAGAACAGCGUCUCCACGGGGCCGGCCGGGCUCGGCCCCGCCGGCUCCCGCCGCACCGACAGCUCCGAGAACUCGGCAGCGUAGUCGUGCAGUGUCUUCCUCCUCCGCCCCAUGGCCCGGCCCCGCUGACUCGGAAGCGGAAAGCCCGCCCGCCUCACGCCGUUGCCGGGCAGCGGCCCCGCUCCGAGCCCGCCGUGCCGGAGAGGCUCCAGCCCCAGCCCCGGGCCAUGGAAGCCGAUAGCGGCUCGCAGGAACCAGCGCUCACCGAAACCGUGGGACAGCUCCGGCAAGAGUUGUGGAAAGCCAAGGACGACCACAACAUGGCCAUAGGUGCCAUCUCUUCCUUGCAAAGACAGAUGGAGAUCCAAGAAUCCGAGCUUCGGAGAAUUAGAUCUGAAAAGGAUUUGCUAGAGAAGCAGCUCAGAGACCGAGAAGUCCAGCUCCAAGCUAUGUGUAACAAGUUCUGCUCCCUGACAGAAGAACAGAGGCAGGAAGAAAUUACAAUGAUGAUGGAGGAGGAGAACAUCAACCUUCAACAGGUUGUUACAGAGCAGGAAUCCCAGCUGGCUGAGCAGAACAAGCUCAUCAGUGAGUUACAGGAGACAGUCAGCCAGCUGCGGGCUGAGGUUGUGACCACCCGCCUCCAACUCCUGACAUACAAACAGGCCCAGAAGGAGAUGCAGAGCCAGGUUGAGGCACUGCAGCACAAGGAGCUGCAAACCAGAGUGGCACUGGAGCACAUCAGCAGCAAGUUUGAAAGGUAUCGAAACAAAAUAAUCCAGGCUGUGUUCAGUGCGGAGGGCAGCCAGGACCCCGUGGCAGAGCUCACAGACAAUGAGGUGCUGGAGGCAAUGCAGAAAAUCAUUCACGAGUCCCAGCGGAAGGUGAAGAAGGGCAGCAGGGUGUCACAGCACAGCAGUGACAGCUACAAGGGAUCACCAACCACAGGAAAGAGAAAGAACUCCGUCAGGACAGAAAAGCUCUAAUGUCUGAGCCAGAACCCAUCACCAGCCUCAGGCUGUGGGUUCUCAACUUGGAGCUGGUGCCUUACAACAAAUUAAACUCAUUUUACUGACACCAAGUUCUGUGGGAGUAUCUGAUUCAAUUGUUUCAGCCAACUCAGAGCACAAGUCACUGUAAGUCCUUGGUCUGUAAUAACACUUGACUUCCCAGAGAAGCCUGAAGCACAAGCAAGCUUGGCUACAAGCAGUUGGG